CGCUUUUUAUCAUUCAUUGCGGAACCUUUUUUAUGUGUUGUCUCCACUCGUUUUCCUUCUUCUUCUUCUUCUUCUUCCUCCUCUUCUUCUUCUUCCGCCUUUGUCCCAUCGCAACAGCAGUGCUUUGUUCAUUGCGCGCGUCUCUCUCUCUCUCGCUCUCUCUUCCGCGUCUCCCGUCGUUCGUUGCUUUCAUCCAAACUGCCAAAAUCACAAAAAUGCAACAAUGCGUGGUUUUUUGUUGUUGUAUUUUUUAGAAUGUUUUUGAUCAGCCGCUCGUUGACUCUACUUACGAAGGGGGAGACGCGUCGUCGCAGGGGGGGGGGGUGGAAAGCAAGGCUGCAUUGCGAACAAGUGCAGAGCAAAGCCGACAGUGGCCCACGACUGCUGCGAGGCGGCGGGUGACUGGGGUGGACGACGGGUGGGCCCGAUUUUGGUUGUACCACCCAAACACAACACAGCACCGUUCACCGCACACCAUUCACGCACUGACCAACAAUGCACUCAACACCCCAAAAGACAAACACAAUGCAAGAACACCAAACACUCACGAAUCAAAAAUUACGGCUCUGCUUGGCGAGAUUUCUCUUUUUGCUUCUUUGCUCAACUAACUUCUCGCUUCUCACAUCACCCGAGCUGAAAGCCAGCCCACAUACUUUGCGGUUGCUGCUGGUCUUCACUGCUCCAUACAUGUCGUCUCACUCGUCUCGCAUUUGUUUUGCUUGCUUGUCACAGGUGAGGGGGGGGGGAAAUGAAGCACGCUCUGAUCACUUUGACAGUUCUGUCGCUCAUGCUCGCGACCGCGAUGGCGCAGGACGAUGGCGAGGUCUGUCCAAGCGAGUGCGAGUGCUACACCGAACGAGGGAACAGGCUGUUUGUGCUCGACUGCAUCGAGACGAUGGAGACGUUUCCCGUCACGACCGGAAAUCUUGUGGAAAUAACCAUUUCGGGCACACAGUUGACCUCGAUUCCGGCCUCCCCGUUUGCGCUGCAAAACCAUGCACGACUUGAAAACAUAAACAUUUAUGACAACCCGCUGUUGACUGUUAUCGAGCCGAACGCUUUCAGUGGAACUGUCGCCUCUUCAAUCUGGUUGACCAAUAAUGCGUUGACGACGCUUCCGCCUGGCCUCUUUAAGGACUUGGUUUCGCUCGAUUCGCUCGACCCUAAUGAGAACUACGUCCAGCUUCAAGGCAAUCUCUUUGAGCACCGGGCUCCCCCAAGCACAUACGGCAGCCCUAGCGAUCCAUUCAAAUGCCACUCUUCGUGCUCUACCUGCUCUGGAUUUGGACCUGGCGCGUGCUGCUCGGACAACUGUCUCUACUGCACUACUGGCUCGGAAUGCACAGAGUGCUACAACGGCUACAUCUUGGCUGACGGCGCGUGCGUGCCGCCGUUCGGCUUCUCCUCUUCGCCGAACGUGGCAUCCACUUUGAGUCCGAACGUGGCGACGUCAUCUGUGCUUUUGCUGUCUUCGCAGAUAGUGUUUCCGUCCGUUGUACCGAGUGCAUCGACCUCGUCGAAUGGCGGAGUCUCUGUCUCUGCUGUCACAAGCUCGCAUCCCACUCAGCCUUCAAGUGCUUUGAUUGCCUCUCCUGCAUCCACCACACCGCUGAUCUCAGCAUCAUCGACGGCAUCCUCUGCCUCGACGUUCACCGCAAUCGGAUCCUCGUCAACAGCUCCCGCUCCAGCGACUUCUUCCGCCUUUACUCAGUCCGCAUCCAUCGUCGCCGCAGCGCCUUCUUCUGAACCUCCGACAUCGUCCGGCACCACUUCUUCGGCUUCCUCUUCUUCUUCUGCACCAAUUCAGCAAAGCCCGCAGACCGAUGCCGCAUCGUCUGCUGUUCCUGCCAUUAUCGGCGCCGUGGUCGGCGUGCUGGUUCUUCUAGCCUUGAUUGCCCUUCUUGCCGUGCGCAGGCGCCGACAACAUCAAGCUCAGGCAAUUGCCGACCGCGCAAACAAGCUCGAACUCGCAUCGCUGCAAAAGAACAAUCUCGCAACACAAGCCGACAGCUCGUACACUGAUUUUUACCGCGCCACUCCCGCUCCGGAGCCGACGUACGCAACCUACGCGCCAACAUCUGCCUCAGAGCCGACCUAUGCGACCUAUGCGCCGACGUCUACCGCAGAGCCGACGUAUGCGACCUACGCUGCUUCUUUCGACGCCGACCAAAACUACGCGACUGUAAACGCUGCCGAGUACGAUGCCCCUGUGCAGCAAUCCUCGCCGAUGUACGAGUCGACUGCUGCUUCAAAUCGCAUCUACCAGUCGUCCGCUGCAGUCACUCAAACUCUGCGGCAAGGCCUUGUGCUCGGCGAAAAGCUUGGUUCCGGUGCAUUCGGCGUGGUCUUUGGAGGUCGUCUGCCUCGCGCGCUCGUGCCGAUGGAUGCGCGGUACCUGCUUCAUGACCCGGCGCAGUCGCAUCUCGAUCUAGCGGUCAAAACCAUCGCUGAAGAUGCCACCGAGCAGUCUCGCGAUGACUUUGUGGAAGAGGCCGGCAUGGUCGCCCAGUUUGACAACCCCAACGUGGUUCGCGCGAUCGCCACCUUGCUGGAGGUGGAGCCGUACCUCUGUUUGCUCGAGCUGAUGCCGUACGGGGAUUUGCGGAGCGUCCUGGAAAAGUCCAAGCUGGCGCACGUCGUUUGGUCAAAGAGCGAGUUUGCGCAUGCGCUGGCCCAAGUGGCGUCGGGUCUAAAGUACCUCGAGUCAAUUCGGUUUGUUCAUCGCGACAUUGCAGCCCGCAACUGCCUUGUGGGCAGGGGUCUGUCUGUCAAGAUUUCCGACUUUGGCUUGACCCGUUCGUUGGCUGAGAACGACGACUACUAUCGCAUGGAGCACCGCGGGCGUUUGCCUGUGAAGUGGAUGGCUCCGGAAUGUCUGAAUUAUCGCACUUUUACGCACCAAAGCGAUGUUUGGGCCUUUGGUGUGCUCGCUUGGGAAGCAUUUUCGUAUGGCGCAACACCGUAUGGCUCGAUUCCCGUCCGUGAUGUCCUUGCGCGUGUCGAAGCCGGAUUGCGUUUGGAACGCCCUGAAGAUUGCUCGGCAGACUUGUUCGCCCAGGUUCAGUCCUGCUGGGAGCUGGAUCCGCUUGCACGUCCCAGGUUUGCACUCUUGAGUGCCUACUUUACACAUCUGUCUGCGGGGCAGCCUAUUCGUGACAUUGGCGCAUUAACACGUCCAGACGAGCGUGAGAAUAUGGUGCUCAGCAGCAGCGCGCCUGUUAGUGCUCAAAGCAAUGUUUGAUCUUGUGGCUAAGGUGCAUUCGAUGCCGCUCUGUUCUGUACCGCGUUGUCCUUUUUCGAAGCUGAGUUGUCUGUUGAAAUGGAGAUUGAAAGAGCAAAGCGGAUCAAAACUUGACGUCAAGCGUGAGCGUGGGCGAUUGCAACUGUGCAUGGACGCUGUUGUGUUUUAUUUCUUUGUAAAAGCUCCAAGCAUGAUCAAUAUUACCAACAUCUCAGCAACUCAG
Molecule: messenger RNA, 3464 nt
Organism: Capsaspora owczarzaki ATCC 30864
Lineage: Eukaryota; Filasterea; Ministeriida; Capsasporidae
Product: tyrosine-protein kinase Srms
Exons: 7
Coding region: 749-3241 (830 amino acids)
Biological process (GO): protein phosphorylation; cell surface receptor protein tyrosine kinase signaling pathway; multicellular organism development
Cellular component (GO): signaling receptor complex
Molecular function (GO): transmembrane receptor protein tyrosine kinase activity; ATP binding
Source: RefSeq, a predicted model, not a curated record